This is a messenger RNA of Solenopsis invicta (red fire ant), 3371 nucleotides long. It is a transcript of the gene chn, whose product is annotated as protein charlatan. Bases 775 to 2844 code for a protein of 689 amino acids. Lineage: Eukaryota; Metazoa; Arthropoda; Insecta; Hymenoptera; Formicidae. The record is from RefSeq and is a predicted model, not a curated record. Gene Ontology annotation, molecular function: DNA-binding transcription factor activity, RNA polymerase II-specific; RNA polymerase II transcription regulatory region sequence-specific DNA binding. Gene Ontology annotation, biological process: regulation of transcription by RNA polymerase II. The transcript is spliced from 8 exons.
UCAAGAGACUCUCUCUCUCUCUCUUUCUCGUCCUCUCCCUCUCCCUCUCCCACACUUUAUUUUUUCCGUUAUUCUCAUUCUCUCUCGCUCUCUCAUCCUCUCUUUCUCGAGGACUGUGUCUUUGCCUUUAUUCCGACCGACCGAACCGUGUUCCCGCCGCUCAUGUCAUCUCUCCUUUUUCUCCCUUCGGCUUUCUUUAUUCCCUUCUCUCCGCGCCAUAAAGUAGAGGUUCUCAACCAGCGCAGAAAUGCGAAGCUCCACUAGUACGCUCUAGAACACCCUCUGCGCUCCACCAUCUGUCGUUUCUAGGGGACGUGCCUGCGAUCGGUGGCGGAGGGGCAUAUUGAUUUAUUCUUCACGGUAACCCCUUCCACGUAUAGAAACGUUCUUGCUUUCCCCUCCGCGUACAUGUACACGGCCGAAUCUGGUAUAUGCGCACGCACACAUAGCGUGGGGUUACUAGCGGGGUAGCCGCCCGUCUCCCUCUCUCUCAAUUUCUCGAGCAGCAAUCGUGACGAUCAAUACACGCUCGUUCCUUUCUCAUUCCGGAUGCUGUCGCCACCCCUGCUGAAUAUAGUGCUAAAUUUUGUGCAUGUUUCACUUGAUUAAAAUCAAUCAAAAUACAAUAUUUAUGUAAAAGAGAUGAUAAUAACCGAUAAAAAUAAAUCAACAGGUCUUUGGUGACGACUCAGGUAGAUAAAUCGCCUUUAAGGUCAACAAAGAAAAAAGGUUUAUUGUUCUGCGGACGUUGGGAAACCGUUACCGACCCUUAAAAUGGAAGGAAAUGGAACGAGAAUGGACUACGAGGAUAUGUUUAGAGAAAUUACAAAGAAACUUUAUGGCGAAGAUCCCGAUCACAGAACGUCGAGCGUACAGAACGAGUUUGAAGCCUCAGUUUCCUAUAAAAAUGACGACGAUACCGAGAAUGGUACCGAAGGUAGUGAUGAAGGGAACUGGACAUACGAAGACGAAGCACUUAAGGGAACCGAUGGAAGUCGAAUCGCGGCUUACCAUGCUGGAAAAGCCAUAUGGCGAUGUGACGAAUGUGGAGAUAUCAUAACGAGUGGUCCACGAGAAGUUGCCGAACACUUUAUUGAACAUCACUCAUCGAGAAUCUUAGUCGAUGGCAGUAGGAAUAGGCAUCAUUCACCACGAAAAGAUUAUUUACAAACGGAUUUUAAAGUGGAGGAUAUAGUGAUAUAUUUAGAAAGACUUCGUGAACGCGCCGAAAGAGCAGCUCCUCCUUCUCGAAGAACACAAGAAACACAAACUGUACCUGCGGCUUUACUGCCGGUUACAUCGAGCUUCCUUUUGCAAGAACUGCCAUCCGCGCCUACGCCACAACAUUUGCAACAGAACACAACUACAUUGUCUACUCCAGUUGCGGCAACUACGAACAAUUUAAAACGUUAUGUUUGUCAAUACUGUCCUUAUGGUACGGACAGACGAGACCUUUUUACACGACAUGAAAAUAUCCAUCGUGAAGAAAAACCGUUUCAUUGCUACAUGUGCUAUAAAGCGUUUAAUCGUGCGGAUCACGUGAAGAAGCAUUUCACGAGGAUGCACCGUGAUCAUCCAUACGACUUAUCGAGGAUACGAAGACCGGCGGGAACAACCGCUCCCAAGCCAUUGCAACAAGACUCGACGGCAGCAACGCCGACGACUGUCAACGUCAGCCAACAGCAACCUCAACAGCAACACAUGAGCAAUCAAUUCGGUUUCGCUAGCAAUAAGGGCUAUCAGCUGCAGCCAAACGCUGCUACAUCUGCUGGUACUGGUACUGGAACUACCAGCAUUCAUCAAGCGAUUAUUAUGCCUUCUCCGGCUGGCAUAGCGCAAUCUGAUGCAAACAAUUGCAAUACAGGCAGGCGAGUACAAAACGGCGGAUGCAAUAGCAAAAGUCAUCUUAAGGGCGGUUCCAAGACGCAAGAACGAAGGUACACUUGCGUAUACUGUCCAUGGACCGGAGUUGACAAUUGGUGCUUAAAGCGGCAUCUGAAUACGCAUACAAAACCAUUUGGAUGCAGCUUGUGUGAGUACAAAGCAGCACGCGCUGAGAGGCUGGCAACGCACGUUCUAAAGGUACACAACAGGAGACAAUGUUCGAGAUGUUCGUUUCUUGGAGAAGACGCGAAUCAAUUGCAAUUACAUCAGGUGCACGCUCAUCGCACUAGUGUGCCAUCAACAUCAACGGCUCAGAGUAUUCCACCACCGAGUAAUCGUCAUCAGCAACCUUUGCAUCCCGUGGGAGGAGGACGACCGCCACCUGGGCCACCAGUUUUUCCAGCACCGGCUCCAGCAAUUGCACCUGCUACCACUGUGAUACCACCAAGUACUAUACUCGGUUGGCAGUCACUAUUGACGUCACAGGAAGCUAGCCGACUUUCGGAACCAUCAUCAUCACAGGUUUUGGAAACGUCAUCCGUGAACGGGCCGAAUGGGAAGGAAAAUCAUCAGAAGUUGGCAGAAAGACGAUCUCGGAAGCAAAGUCAACCAAGACAAGUGAUAUGGCAUCGAGAUCAUAGAAAACGAUACUUAAUUCCAGCCUUAGGAUCAGUAAAUGUAAGAAUUCAAAAAUUCAAAAUUAAAAGUAAAAAUUUUCAAAGAUCAGCUUCACAGAGAAUGUUCAAGUGUCAUUUAUGCCCGAAACAUGCGCCGGCACGAGGAAAGACUCAUCGGCCAUAUCAUAGUAGGGCUUCUUUGACACUUCAUAUAUUAUGGAGACAUAAACGAGGAUCUUGGUCGGCCAAGAAUCAAUUAUCAAAAAGUUCGGCACCGACCACCUCCUCGAUUACACUUAAAGCAACGUUUUUCACUAAUCCGAAUUAUAGAUAUAAUAGAUAACAGCGAACGAAGCUGGAAAUGAUUAAGAAUGUAAAAUAUACUUUUUAAUUAAUUGUAAGUGUUCAAGUUAUAUUUAGAUAAAUCAUAAUUUUUCAUAAAAGAAAACUUGACAAAGGUUAGUUUUUAUUUGACCGAGAGAAUUUAAAUUUUGACAUAUUUUUCGUAGUUUUUUUGCUAAGUCUUCUCAUUAAAGAACAUUUAUGUAAAAAUUUAUGAUUUAGAUGUUUUCUCAAAAAUAUGUUAAUUUAUUGCAAAAAUAAAUUUUGUCCUGUAUAAGUUCAAUAAUAAUUUUUCAAAUAAAUAAUCGUUUUUCUUUUGAUCUCAAUGUAAUAUAAGUCUCUAUUGAAAGUAUUUUAACAUAAGAAUGUAAAUAAUUUUUUUCAUAAUAGUAUUAACUGUUUAAUAUUAGAUAAGAUAUGUAGAUUAAUUAUAAAUGUUAUGUAAAUGAUUUUUUCUUAAGAUUUAAAAGUACACGAGACUUGUACUUUUUAUGUAAAAUUAUACAAAUGAGAUAACAUUUUUGAUAA